This is a messenger RNA of Solanum stenotomum, 459 nucleotides long. RefSeq lists its product as uncharacterized. Lineage: Eukaryota; Viridiplantae; Streptophyta; Magnoliopsida; Solanales; Solanaceae. The record is from RefSeq and is a predicted model, not a curated record. The transcript has 3 exons. Bases 119 to 322 code for a protein of 67 amino acids.
AAUCUCCCCCUACCACUUUAUAGUUUCCUCUACUGUCUGCCUUUGUCUUUCUCCAGCGUUUCUUUUGGUAAAGACCAUCUUCCGAUUCUUCUCCACCGACCCAUUCAACUACUUUACCAUGACUCGCGGAAAUCAGAGGGAAAAGGAUCGGGAAAGAGCUGCAGCUCGUGCUGGCAAAGGCAAGAAGGGAGCCGAUGAUGGUUUGACUCCUGAGCAGCGCCGUGAAAGGGAUGCGAAAGCUCUGCAAGAGAAGACUGCAAAGAAAGCAGCAAAAGAGGCUGCCGGGGGUAGCAAUGCUGGAACUAAGGAUACCAAGAAAUAGAAAGCUAGGUGUUGUUACUUCCAUUGCAGUAUGUAAUUUGUCAUUCCCCUUUGUUUGUCUUGUUAUUCACUGUUUAAAUGUUGUGAUGCAAUAUAACUUAAUACGUCUGGAUUGUCAAUCCAUCCGGUUUUGAACUA